Messenger RNA from Phlebotomus argentipes, 1569 nucleotides. RefSeq names its product putative fatty acyl-CoA reductase CG8303. Gene Ontology annotation, molecular function: alcohol-forming very long-chain fatty acyl-CoA reductase (NADP+) activity. Lineage: Eukaryota; Metazoa; Arthropoda; Insecta; Diptera; Psychodidae. Gene Ontology annotation, cellular component: peroxisome. The transcript has 4 exons. The record is from RefSeq and is a predicted model, not a curated record. The coding region runs from base 1 to 1569 and encodes 522 amino acids. Gene Ontology annotation, biological process: long-chain fatty-acyl-CoA metabolic process.
AUGGAUAAAUUGUGUAGGAUCAAAGACUACUUCUCCGGACGCAGUGUGCUGUUGACGGGCGGCACGGGCUUCAUUGGCAUGGCGCUGAUUGAGGGAUUGCUGAGCGCCAGCCCGGAUCUGGGGUGCGUCUUUGUGCUGGUGCGCGAGAAGCGAGGCAUGUCGCCGGAGGAGCGCGUGGCGCGGCUGCUGAGCAGCGAGAUCUUCGCGCACCUGUCCGCCGAGGCGCUGGCCAAGGUGGUGCCGGUGGUCGGCGAGCUGACGGCCGAGAACCUGGGCCUGAGUGCCGCCGUCCUGGCGCAGAUCCGCGACAGCGUGAGUGUCGUGAUCCACAACGCGGGUCUCAUCAAGUUCAAUCGCACUCUGGCCGAGGCUGUGCAGAUGAACGUGCUGAGCACUCUUCGCUGCAUUGAUCUAGCCAAGAGCCUCCGCCAUCUCUCUGCCUUCAUCUACUCAUCUACGGCGUUGUCCAACUCGAAUAUUGCUGGUCGUGUUCGUGAGUUGGUGUACAAGACUAAGCGAAGUCCUCGGGAAAUGAUCAAAUUGUCACUCGAGACACCCUCCAGAUUAAACAAGGUGUUUGAGAUCGGAGAUAACAUGAUGGAAGGGCAUCAGAACUCUUAUACCUACUCUAAGCAGUUGGCGGAGAACCUUAUCCUCGAGGAGAUGGCAGGACUUCCAGCAGGAAUAGUCAGGCCUUCGUUAGUUUAUGGUUUCUACGAUCAUCCGAUUCGUGGUUGGCUAGGCAAUUCGAAGAGUAGUCACUGUGGCUUCAUCAAAGGCUAUAUGAAAGGAGCUCUAAGAUCGUGGUUUGGAGAUGCCAAAUUGAUAAACUGGUGCGUUCCCUGUGAUUACGUCGUGAAAGGAACUCUAGCUUUAGCAGUGUCACUGGGAACGAAACCAGAACCUGAGAGACGCCUUCAAAUCAUUCACACAUCAAAUAAUAAAAGCAUCAAUCCGCUAACCAUGCAAGACUUCUGCAAUGUCAUGAAUGAGGAAUCGUGGAAGAAUCCUUGCGACUCCUACUUAUUCCUGCCCAGAUGCAAACCAAGAGUUGGAUGGAGAGCUGAUCUGUAUCUGAUCCUCAACUACUUGUUCGCCCUGAUGUUCUACAUUCCGGAUCACUUGUUCAAUUUCUCACCUGGAUGGAUAACUGGUCCAAAUAUGAUUGUCCUGCAACACAAGGCUAGCAAAUACUUCGCUGGACUCAGUACUUGUCUCGACGAUCUGGAAAUAACCAACUGUCAGGCUCUGUCGGAAAGUCUGCACAGUGAUGAUCAGAAGGCAUAUUCCUUUGAUAUGGCAAAAGUGAACUGGAAUAGGAUGUUUGGGAGCUGCAUCAGCUGGACUAGGAAAUACUACUACAAGGAUUCCUGCAGCGUAACUUGGAUGCAUAGAAUCGUGCAAGUUGCAUGCCUAACCGUUGAAGCCAUGUGGUACUUCAGUAUCUUCUUCGGCACAACGCUUGCUAUCCUGAUUCUCGGCUUCCUUUUGGAGUACACUUUUCUGUAUGUUCUCCUGGUGGGGCUAACCCUUGGACUAGGCUUCUCCGGAUUCGUUCUAUGGCUAUAA